This is a messenger RNA of Dipodomys ordii (Ord's kangaroo rat), 321 nucleotides long. Its product is annotated as calnexin-like. The coding region runs from base 16 to 306 and encodes 96 amino acids. Lineage: Eukaryota; Metazoa; Chordata; Mammalia; Rodentia; Heteromyidae. The transcript is spliced from 2 exons. The record is from RefSeq and is a predicted model, not a curated record.
GAGCAUUUAGUAAUUAUGAAAAUAUGGGGACUAUUUCAGAAGCAGUCGAAUGCUAUGGAGUAUAAGAAGACAGAUGCUCCUCAACCAGAUGUCAAGGAGGAGGAAGAAGAAAAGGAAGAGGAAAAGGACAAAGGGGAUGAAGAUGAGGAAGGUGAAGAGAAGCUUGAAGAGAAACAAAAAAGUGAUGCUGAAGAGGAUGGUGGCACUGUCAGUCAAGAGGAGGAAGAUAGAAAACCUAAAGCAGAGGUAAAAGUUGGGUGGUGUGGUUCAGGUUGUAGAAACCAGCCAAUGAGUAAAAGUGAGUGACAGACACAGAGUUCU